UGUUCCUGAACCAGCUUUCCUGCCGGGACCUGCUGCAUCCCAGUUCUUCCCUCCAGCAGUUGCCACGGGGGGAAUCAUCCCCCAUCCUCCCUGCACUGAUGGAUGCUUUCACUCCCUGACCCACCUCGAUCCCAAAUCCCUCCCCAGGCCCUAAUCCCGGGAUUGGGACCGCCGUGGAGCCCGAGGUGCUGUCCAUGGGAUGGGGAGCUGGGAAUUGCGGGAUUUUAGGGAGGGACAGAGUUAAAGGCGGGGAAGGAGGGUUUCCUCCUGGCACGUGGCUCCAUGUCAGCCGGCAGAGGCAUCGCAGGGAAAGCGCCGGAGGAAUUCACCGGGAGCAGCGAGACGCUGCUUAGAGGGAAAUCGGUGUUUGGAUCCCGGCAGCCAAGCUGAUCCCGGGCAGCGGGGCCGGUGCCGGUGCCCGUUGGGCGCUGUGACCAUGUUCAACGGGGAUGGCAGCUCCUCAUCCUCCAGGAACGUGGUGCGCAGCUCCAGCAUCAGCGGCGAGAUGUACAGCCUGGAGAAGAGCGCGCGCGGCAGCGCCGACUCCGUCACCGUCACCGCCAGCAAGAAGCGACGCUCCAGCCUGGGCGCCAAGAUGGUGGCCAUCGUGGGGUUGUCCCAGUGGAGCAAGAGCACCCUGCAGCUCAACCAGACCGAGGGAGGCCCCAAAAAACUGCGCAGCACCAUCCGCAGGAGCACCGAGACCGGCAUCGCCGUGGAGAUGAGGACCAGGGUGACCCGGCAGGGCAGCCGGGAAUCCACGGACGGCAGCACCAACAGCAACAGCUCGGACGGCACGUUCAUCUUCCCCACCACUCGGCUGGGAGCAGAGAGCCAGUUCAGCGAUUUCCUGGACGGGCUAGGGCCGGGGCAGCUCGUGGGGCGACAGACGCUGGCAACGCCCCCGAUGGGUGACGUCCACGUGGGCAUGGCUGACCGCAACGGGCAGCUGGAGGUGGACGUGAUCCAGGCCAGGGGACUCAUCCCGAAGAUGGGCUCCAAGUGCAUCCCUGCCACCUACGUGAAGGUUUACCUGCUGGAGAACGGCGUCUGCCUGGCCAAGAAGAAAACCAAGGUGGUGAAGAAAACCUGCGACCCCUCGUACCAGCAGCCCCUGCUCUUCGAGGAGAGUCCCCAGGGCAAAGUCCUGCAGGUGAUCGUGUGGGGCGAUUACGGGCGCAUGGACCACAAGUGCUUCAUGGGGAUGGCCCAGAUCAUCCUGGAGGAGCUGGAUCUCUCCAGCACCGUCUCGGGCUGGUACAAACUCUUCCCCACCUCGUCCCUGGCCGACUCCAGCAUCGGACCCCUGACCCGCCGCCUCUCCCAGUCCUCCCUGGAGAGCUCCACCAGCCCCUCCUGCCCCUAAAGGCUGGGAUUGGGGAAGGAGACACCCAGGGAGAUCUCACAGAACUGGUCGUGGAGAGCUGUAAAUAUCUUUUU
This is a messenger RNA of Sturnus vulgaris (Common starling), 1440 nucleotides long. It is a transcript of the gene RIMS3, whose product is annotated as regulating synaptic membrane exocytosis 3. Gene Ontology annotation, cellular component: presynaptic membrane; cytoskeleton of presynaptic active zone. Gene Ontology annotation, biological process: regulation of synaptic plasticity; calcium ion-regulated exocytosis of neurotransmitter; positive regulation of synaptic transmission. The record is from RefSeq and is a predicted model, not a curated record. Gene Ontology annotation, molecular function: transmembrane transporter binding; small GTPase binding. NCBI's taxonomy places the organism in Eukaryota, Metazoa, Chordata, Aves, Passeriformes, Sturnidae.